UCCUAGACAAGGUGCAGGUUAGCCUGGCCCGAGACCUGCUUCCCAGGCUACGCUGUGGGGGUGUGAUCCCUGGGUUUAUGCGCUGUCAGGGAGACUGGAUCUGGGGCACCCAGAUGUCAUCCUUCCACUCCCACCCGCCACUGAGACUGCGAGGUGAGGGAUCGGAGCCGUCCUCCACAGGAACUCCUGAGUUGGGGAGGACGGGAGUCUCGGGUAAUAGUCUCAGGAGAGUUUACUCAACAGGACCUGUGUUCAUGCAGGAGCAUUGCCUUGCGGGGGAAAACAUACAAAAUUGUCCCAUUGAAGGGACCAACAAAGACCAGGAGACUGGGGCCAACCGUGAAGUUUGGAGCCCUGGUGUGCCAAGGCUUGUGUGUGUAUUGCACUCUGAAAAUAGACUUCGUCAGGGGGAUUAUUCUGGAGCGUGGGAAAUGGCUCCCGGGCUCCUGACAACCAGGGACAAGGCAUUAAUGGCCUUCCAUGAUGUGGCUGUGGCCUUCAGCCAGAUGGAGUGGGAGCUGUUGAGUCCAGCUCAGAGGACCCUGUACAGGGAGGUGAUGCUGGAGAACUACAGCCACCUGGUGGCCCUGGGAAUUGUGUUUUCUAAACCGAAACUCAUCACACAGCUGGAGCAAGGGGCGGAACCCUGGAGAGAUGGCAGUGGUUGCCUUUUGGACCUUUGUCUGGAACCCAGGAUGGAAUCAGAGGCCCAUGUCCCCUGCCCGAUACCCUUUGCCAGUCCGGAAGUCCUCCGAGCGUGUGUGCCGAGCGGACAGCCCCCUCACGCCUGCCCAGGCCCACCGGCAGGCAGCAGGCUGCAGUCGGAAGCUCCGGGCUGCCCCCGCGGCGGAGGCGGCGAGGAGGCAGACAGCGGCGACGCCCUCCCGCAGAGGGCGAGCCCCAGCCCGUGCCGGGGCCACGCAGCCUGCUGGGCGGAGGGCAGCGGGACGGACCCCGGCCUGGCGCGGGCAGGGCUCCCCGACAGGGCGGGCGCGGUGUGGCGCGGACCCGGGGAGUCCCAGCCCGGAGCGCUCCUCCACGGAGCUUUCCCGCUGGCCCCGGCCUAUCCUGACUUCGGACGGGGCUUCUGCCAGGGGUCGGAGGUCACGCCGCUGCAGCCGCUGCCCGGGGCGGAGAAGCCUUACUCGUGCUCCGAGUGCGGGCACCAGUUCGCCCACAAGGCCUCGCUCACCGUGCACCAGCGGAAGCACUCGGGGGAGAAGCCGCACGUGUGCGAGCAGUGCGGGCGGGGCUUCAUGUACGUGUCGUCGCUCAACAGCCACAAGAAGGUCGUCCACUCCGGGGAGCGGCCGCUGGCGUGCGCCGAGUGCGGCCGCGGCUUCCGCCAGCAGAUCGACCUCCUGCUCCACCAGCGCACCCACCUGGCCCAGAAGCCCUUCGCCUGCCCCGAGUGCGGCCGCGGCUUCUGCCGGAAGGCCUCGCUCAUCCAGCACCGCUGGAGCGCGCACUCGGGCGAGAACCCCUUCCUGUGCCCCGUGUGCGGCCGCGGCUUCCGGCUGCUGUCCAGGCUCCUCACCCACCAGGUCACGCACUCGGGCGAGAAGCCCUACGCCUGCCCCGACUGCGGGAAGCGCUUCGGCCAGAGGGGCACGCUCAUCCGGCACCGGAAGACGCACACCGGGGAGAAGCCGCACGUGUGCGCCCAGUGCGGCUGGGGCUUCACGCAGAAGGUCAACCUCGUCCGGCACCAGCGGGUCCACGCGGAGGUGAGGCCCUACCUGUGCCCCGAGUGCGGGCGCGCCUUCGAGUUCAAGUCCCUCCUCACCAGGCACCGGAAGACGCACACGGGGGAGAAGCCCUAUGUGUGCGCCCAGUGCGGCCGGGGCUUCAGCCAGAAGUUCAACCUCCUCGGCCACCAGAGGGUGCACGCGGGGGAGCUGCCUUUCCUGUGCCCCGAGUGCGGGCGCGCCUUCCUCAAGAAGGCCACGCUCGUCCGGCACCAGCGGACCCACGCGGGCUGGGAGAAGCCCUACCGGUGCGCAGAGUGCGGGCGCGCCUUCGAGUUCAAGUCCCUCCUCACCAGGCACCAGAAGACGCACACCGGGGAGAAGCCGCACGUGUGCGCCCAGUGCGGCCGGGCGUUCAGCCAGAAGUUCAACCUCAUCGGCCACCAGAAGACGCACACGGGGGAGAAGCCCUACGCGUGUCCGCAGUGCGGCCAGAGUUUCAGGCAGAAGUUCAACCUCCUUCGGCACCAGAGGAUCCACACGGGGGAGAAGCCGUUCCUGUGCGCCGAGUGCGGGCACGCCUUCGGGAAGAAGGUCUCUCUCCUCCGGCACCAGAGGACCCACGGGGAGGAGAAGCCUUACCAGUGCCCGGAGUGCGGGCGCGCCUUUGAGUUCAAGUCCCUCCUCCUCAGACACCAGAAGACGCACACGGGGGAGAAGCCCUACGUGUGCGCCCAGUGUGGCAAGGCGUUCAGUCAGAAGUUCAACCUCAUCGGGCACCAGAGGAGCCACACGGGGGAGAAGCCCUACCCGUGCCCCCAGUGCGGGCGCGCCUUUGGUUUUAAGUCACUUCUCACCAGGCACCAGAGGACACACUCCAAGUAGGAGCCUCCUGUGGACAUCCUGUGAGGUUAGGGGCUGCAUGGGGUGUCACCUCUGGCUAGAGGACUCAGGCCAGUCUGUAGGGAAGCCAUUCGGUUUGGUUUUAACUCUGCCCUCUUUAGCCGUACUCUGGGAAGAAGUCCUCGGUGUGCAGGGAUUGUGGGGGUGGCGUUAGCCGGAAGUUUGACCUCCGCAGACAUCAACUCCGAGCAGGAGAAGUGUUUGGCUGGCCUGUUGUCUUCCUUUCCCCAGGAGCGUAAGGCUGGCAGAAAUCACUAGUGACUGUUCCACUUUCCUGAAAUGGAGUAGGGGGAAUAUCCUUGCUUGUUCAUGAAAUCAUUGGUUUAUGGUUUACUUUCUUCAGUUAGCAGUAUGUGUUAGUUUUCUAAGGCUCCCUAACAAAGUACUGCAAAACAAAACAAACAGAAACUUACUUUGUCACAUUACGUGGAGCCUGGGAGUCAUUUGUCAGGCUGGCUCAGGUGUGGCCCCACACCUCUCCACAGCUGUUGGAUGCCUUCCUGCUUCGCCAUACUGGCACAGGACCCUCUCUCCUGUACAAGCUUUUCUGGUGCAGGACCAGAUGACCUUCUCUAACUUUAGUUACUUUUUAAAUGUAAUUUUAAAGAUCUAAUCACUUUUUGCUCAAUAAUUCCCUGAACUUAUCUCUGCCCUCAUGUUUUGUUAGUUGCAGCAAGAGCAAGUAAGGCCACACUUUGAUAAUCUGUAGGGCUUUCAUCUGAGUAUUUUGUACUUACAGUUCUUAAAAUACCCCCUUUUGGGGCCAUCAAGAUGGCUCAGCAGAUAAAGGCAUGUGGCACAGAAGCCUGGGGACCUGAGUUUGAUCCCUGGAAUCUGCACAGAAGGAGAGAACCAGCUCCACAGUUACCCUCUGACCUCCAGACACACUGUGGCCUGUGUACUCGCUAGUGACGAUAAACACUCCAUCCUGUGAUACGCGAGCACUCAAUUCAGCCAAGUUCCUUGCCGCUGUAUAGCAAGGGUACUGUACCCAGUCUUUUUCCACCCGUCAUCCUCCCCCAGCCCCUGUCAGCAGCUGGGAAAGAAGGCUAGAGGGAAGGAGGGAGGAAGGAAGAGAGAGAUCCGUUUCUAAUCUGUUUUUUUCUUUGAGUACGACUGCUAACGAACUACAACCACCUCCACCUAGCUUCGCCCUAGCAUUUAUGUACCCUCUGAAAAAGUCCCAGAAUCCCUCAUGUCAAACAAUGGAAGAAUGUACCUGCAGCUGGCAAAACCACGCUUCUGCUAGAGCACGAGGCGAAUGAUAGUCACCUGCUGGGGGCAGCUCCUGUCAGCACGCCUGGGAUGCAAACAAAAACAUUUUUAGAACAUUUCCGUGUUUUUAAAAAGAAACUGAAAUUUUAGAAUUCUCACUGUAGGAUACCGGUUUUUAAGUCCGGUGUAUCUGAUGCCUGUCUGAGACCUUGUCAGAAUUACUUCACACAUGCGCCUCAAACGGAGUCUAGCCUCCACAUACAUAAUUCCAAGCAUGAACACAUUUUUAGGUUUGUUAUGACAAUAUCUCACUCUUGGUUCUAAAAUCCGUAUUAGCUAGGGUUACCAUAGCACUUUCCCCAUUCCUUCUCUUUCCCCAUUCUUGCCCCCAACCCCAUCCCUUCCUACCUUCAUUUUUUUGAGACAGGGUCUCAUGUAGCCCAGGAAGGCCCUGAGCUGACCAUGUAGCCAAGACUGGCGUCAAACCCCACUCUUACCUUCCUCCCCAAUGCUGGGUUUACACGUCUGUGCAACAAUGCCCGACCUUUCCAGUCUUACAAAGACACUUCAUAUUAGAUUAGGCCCAGACCUUACACAUUUCUGGACCUCUUUAAAUGUUCUACCUCCAAACACAAUCACAUCAUCGCAGCUUUAACACAUGAACCGAGCUUGGAGUGGGACAUGGUUCAACACAACAGUAUUCUCCCUCCGUUCCCAAAGUUGUGACUAGCCAUCAGCUCCGGCCAUGAGAUGUUCUUGACCAUUCCCUUCCUCCACCGUGGUAAAGAUGUCAGGAACCACUAGUAAAUGCUCUGCUUUUCUGAUGGGGAGGGAGGAGAGUUGCAUUUCCUCACCCAUCACGAGGUACUCGAUGUGUGCUUUUUUCAUGGCAGCCCUCUGUACUUCAUACUCUUUAAAUAAACUGGUUCUCUGAAAAGCUGCUCACCCAGCUAUAGACCACACUGUGAUCUACUGUGGAGUAUUCUCGGGCAUUGAACUUCUUGGGAGCCGUGGAGCAUUUACACUGCACAUUCAUUCUGGGUCCUUCCUCUUUAAAGUGAGUAAUGUCUUGAACCUCACUUUCUUGAAAGGUUCUCCAGUGUGACUGUCCUGGAACUCACUACAUGGACCAUGCUGGCCUCAAAUUUGGAGAUUUGCCUGUCUCUGACGCCCUAGUAUUGGGAUUAAGGGCCUGUGCCACCACUGCCCAGCCAGGCAUUUGUUUUUAUCCUGUGUGCACUCCGAAGGCUCGUCUCAUUUAGCUGUGCCCUCAUGCCAGUGUCCAGCCUGAGGAGUCACACCCUUCAGUCACAAACUUCCUUAGUCCUCCAGCCAGGAGUGAAGCGUCCGAGGCCACCCACCUUUUACAUCUAGCCCCAGGCAAUACUUCUCAAGUCCCUUUUCUCUAAUCUUCAGAGUCAAAGGUCCUUAAUCCUGAAAAGUACACACUCUAGGUUUGGCCCCAGCCUGGUCCCCAUGACGUCACAUUCACCAUAGGAUCGGUCAGGACUUGGAAGGUUUCCUGGCUCAGGUGAGGUUUCCCCAGAAUGAAACCAAACGAUUUCAGUGUGGAAGAGUCAGAGCCUGGGGAGGAUGGAUGGAAGAAUGGUAAAUGGGUAUCACUGGCCCUGCCAUGCACCUGGGGAUGUCCAGGCUUGCUUGGUAUCCUGGCCAGCCUGACGGGGGUGGGGGGGGGCUAGGAAUAUUUGGGGAUGGGACCUUACUUCUGAGCCUCUUUGCCUAAUCUUCUCAAGUGGCCUGGACUGAGAGUGACAUGUGUAUGUGGUGUGGAAUCGGCUCACAUCAAAAGUUUUAAAAAUUUCAUUUUCGAAGUGGACACCAACAUAUGUAUCUACCAUUUACCUCAGUAGUUUGAUCAAAUCUACCUCUUGUUCCCUUUCAUCUAAUUCCUCCUCUCUCCAGCAAGCUUUUCCUUUCCAACUUUAUGUGCUUUCUGUCUUAAAAGAAAAUUUAAUAACCAUGGUUCUAGUUGCUUUUCUGUUGCUGUGAUAAAACACCACAACCAGAGGGAACCUAAGCACGAGAGAGUUCAUGUUGAGUGACGUCUCCAGAGGGAUGAAGAGUCUGUGAUGGUGGCCUGGAGGCUUGCUAAUGAGGCAGGCAUGGCGGCUGGGCGGGAUGCCGAGGGCUCGUGCUUUGCUGUUAGCUCGGGGUGUAGAGCACAGCACUCUUAAAAGCUCACCCCAGGAACAUGCUUCCUCCAGCAAGGCUGAACCUCCCAACUGUCCCCAAACAGCACUGCCAAGUGGGGACCCAGUGUUCAAACUCCCGAGAGUCUGGGGUACAGCUUCUCGUUCAAAUCACCACACCACUUCCCCAGCCAUGCUAGGGAGUUUAGGCUGGGUCAUGUUCAAAGUCUUGUGCAUCCAGUUGCAUGGCUGAGCGUUCACGUGUGCAGCUGUACUGUCCUGUCUGGCACAAACACUGUUUUGCUCCAGAGCCUCCCUCUGGCUCUUAUAAUCUCUCUGCCCCUCCCCCAACCCCUUUUUGUGGGCCUUUAUAUUAAUUUCCAGCUACGGCAAAAAGAAGAUUCUCAGAUGAGGGUUGAGAAGUGCGCAAAUACGUAGGUGUAAAAAUAAGAAAUCUGGGGCUAAAAGUUUAUUACUCAGCAGUCUAACAGUAUAGUGGGUUCUGCCACAGGGCCAAUGACUUAGCCAAUGGAGUAUUUUUGGCACCCAUCACGGGCUCCAUCUGUGGAGCGGGCUUCACAGCCAAGGAGAAAGUAGCCGGUUACUUCCGUAACAUUCAUGCCACAGUUGCAUGACUGAGCGUGUCUUGCUGGGUCAGUCAUUGUGGUAGCUUGCGGGGCUCACACCUAGGUAAGAUGGUUGAUGAUUUUUUUUCUCCCCCGAUCGUGUGCAUAGAACUUUCUAGCAUGCUGAAAGCUCUCCAGGAGGGAUGGAAUUUUCACACUGUUACCAGCUUCAUUUCUCCAUGUCCCGUGACACAGGCAGAUAGUGGUUCGAGCAAUAGUAUUUUACUAUCAAGUUCUGAAUAGCUCAGAACAAUGGCACUUGCCAUAACCUUUUUGAGGGAGUGGUGUCUAACCCUCAUUGACCAACAACUUCAGGUAAGCCAUACCUGGCACUAAACUUUUUGAUAGCCAGUGGUAUGUGGGAGAGGCAUUGUCACCUGUUAGAGGGUGACUCCCUUUGCUCCCCUCCCCUUUAUAUAUGCCUGUGUAUAUGCCUCAGGAAGCUUCUGAAGUACAAGUUUCCGUGUGGCACUCUCAGAAGUCUUUCGUAUUAGUUAUCCUUCAUCAAACUCCCUUAUCUACACAUCCACACAGCUCUGUUUUUCCAAGAUUUAUUUGUGUGUGUGUGUGUGUGUGUGUGUGUGUGUGUGUGUGUGUGCGUGCGUGUGCAGAUGCCUGUGGAGGCCUCAAGAGGGCAUUGGAUCCCCUGAAGUGGAGUUAAAAAUGCAAGGGUUUUGUUUUUCUUCUUUUUUGUUUUG
Messenger RNA from Psammomys obesus (fat sand rat), 7280 nucleotides. It is a transcript of the gene Znf169, whose product is annotated as zinc finger protein 169. Gene Ontology annotation, biological process: negative regulation of transcription by RNA polymerase II; regulation of immune system process; regulation of cytokine production. The record is from RefSeq and is a predicted model, not a curated record. The coding region runs from base 78 to 2573 and encodes 831 amino acids. Lineage: Eukaryota; Metazoa; Chordata; Mammalia; Rodentia; Muridae. The transcript is spliced from 5 exons. Gene Ontology annotation, molecular function: DNA-binding transcription factor activity; RNA polymerase II cis-regulatory region sequence-specific DNA binding.